CACGCACACAAGCGAGGCUUAAACCUCCGUCCAGAGAGAACGGAGGAAGAGAGAGGGAGCGAUCGAGCUUAUAUAACGGGAGCUCUGGGAAACACUUGACAGAUGAGCGGACCUUCGCGGGAGGAGAAGCCGGCUGAGGUGCGAGGCACAGCGGCCAUGACGCGAGCUCGCUCCGCGCUGCGAUCCGCGUCCGUCGCCGGAGGUUCCCCUAAGGAUCAACAUGGACUCAGUGGCCGUGCUGUUGGAUAUUAAGCCUCCGCUGGUUUGACACAUCCAUUGUUCCGCCACGGCUGUCGGACCCCAUGAAACCUCAGCUUCAAAUUAAGUGAAGAAGUAGGCCCCAUGCAAUGGCCAUCUACUUUGAAGAGAGGCAGUAACCGGCGUGGGGAUGGUGGUGCCGCUCUACAGGCUGCGCUGCCUGUUGAAGCGGGCUCAGAUGCUGCUGCUCUGCAUGGGCAUCGCCUACCUGAUGGCCGGCAGCAUCCUGCUCCUGCAGCGCUCGACCGUCAGGGUAGCCCAGCAGAACGCCCCGGCUCUGCCUCCGCUGCAGUCUCUGGCAGCGCCUCCUACUGUCCUGCGGGUCACCAGUCUUGGCGUGAGGGCACGCUCCAGAUGGGCCACUGCACAGGCCAUGUCCGGAGGGGGAGCCAGGAGCGCUCAGCACUGGCCAGCGUCCCGUAGCCUGGGGGUGCAGCAUUUGCACCGCCGCUGGUUUCACAGUCUGCUCCCAGACAAUCCAGAACAGGGGGUCUCACACACCAGGACCAGCAGGCAUAAAGGAACCUACAUGGGCUGCUUCCUGCACAAUGCCAGUGAUCGUGCUCUGGGAGGAACCAUGCUUUACGAUCUGCGUAAAAUGACCAGCUCUCUGUGUCAGGACACUUGCUCGGAAAGUGGCUAUCAGUUCGCAGGUCUGGAGUACGGAGUUGAAUGUCACUGUGGGAAUCGGAUCAGCAGCCCGCAGGCUCCCGAGGAGGACUGUAGUCUGGUGUGUCGGGGAGAGCGCGGGGCUCCCUGCGGUGGCGUGGGACGCCUCUCCAUUUACAAGGUGGAGCAGCAGCUGCCGGGUCACAGAAAAUUCAAGAACAUUCACCACCGUGGAUGCUUCAUGCUGACCAAGAACGUCAUCAGCACUUUUCCCAUCAACACUUUCCAGCCCAACCUGACCACUCAGUCCUGCGUCGAGACCUGCACCGACAAGGAGCUGCCGCUGGCCGUGAUCAGGAAGCCCCACUGCUUCUGCACGUGGACGUCUUCUGUCUUCAGUCUGGACCUGCAGUCGGAGAAGCAUCAGUGUGUGGGCAGCACAGACGUCCACAUGGCUAAGAACUCCACCCCUGCGGCGACGGCCGACCACGACUUCUACCAAGUCUAUCACACGCCAGUCCUCGACUCCAGGUGCAAAGAGAGGAUGUUUCUGCCGCACAGAUCCAGCUCCCUGGUGGCUCUGUCCAGUUUCCCUGGCGCUGGAAACACCUGGGUGCGGCACCUGAUCGAGCUCAUGACCGGCUACUACACUGGCAGCUUCUACUUCGAUGGCACCUUGUACAACAGAGGUUUCAAAGGAGAGAAGGACUACUGGAAGAGCGGCCGCAGCAUCUGUGUCAAGACCCAUGAGAGCGGCCAGAGGGAUAUCGAGAUGUUUGAUUCUGCGAUCCUGCUCAUCCGGAACCCUUACCGCUCCCUCAUGGCCGAGUUCAACCGCAAGUGUGCCGGACAUUUAGGGCACGCCACAGACGCUCAGUGGAAGAGUAAAGAGUGGCCAGAGUUUGUCUCCAGCUACGCCCCCUGGUGGACCUCCCAUGCGCUAAGCUGGCUGAAGUUUGGACGGCACCUGCUGGUGGUCCACUACGAGGAGCUGCAGAGGUCCCUCCUUCCACAGCUGCGACUCAUCGCCAAUUUCCUGAACAUCACUGUGUCGGAGGAGCGGCUGCUGUGCGCUCAGAGCAACAGGGACGGUCACUUCAAGCGCUCCGGCGCCCAGCAGCCUUCCUUCGAUCCGUUUACUUCGGACAUGAGACAAACGGUGGACGCCUUCAUCCACACGGUGGACCUGGCUCUGCAGAGCCGAAACUUUAGCGGAAUUCCACAGGAAUACAUCCCUAGAUGAUGGUGUGGGCAGGCCAGGUGCCGGGAAAAGCUCUGCGGGAACCUCACACUGACACUCACACCAGGGCCAAUCCGACUGGACAGACUGCGCGAUAAGCCGCCGGCACUUUGCAGGAACACACAGGAGGUGGCUGGAGGAAACAGGACUAUUAAUUGUGUGAUGUAAUCUGUGUGGGUGAGACUUCCUCGCUGGCAGCAGCCAAGUGCGAUGAAUAAAAAGAGGAUUUAUUAAGAUCUCUUAGCGGCCAGAGUUGGAUUAUCCAAACGCGCCCGAGUGCACAAAUAUGAGUGAUGAGGAUGCGACUAGCUUUUCUCGCAGCCCGUUCAAAUUCCACUUUAAUACAUACACUACUUUCACAGCCACGGCAAUUAUCUGCCGCUGUGAGAGGGAAACGCCGCACUGUGUGUUGAGCAGAGCCGGUGUUUGGGACUUCAGAAGGUCUCCUCUUGAACUGAACUGUGAGCUGUAUAUGCUGAAGCUGAUGCCAUUAAACACGUUUACAUUGAAGUGAGAGAUGCUUCUCACGCUGCUGUGUUUUUAAUGAUCCAAGGUGAGGUUGCAGAGAGCUGUCGCUGCUGUUUGCUCCUUCAUACAUAUGUGUCCUUCAGACUGAGGCAGCCUGCCGGCGCGUUAGAUCAGUCGGCAGCAGCAAAUAAUGACUUAUAGCGAGUAAACAGCGACUGCUGCGGUGAGCUCUUGUUCAACACGCACAUUUGUUACCGACUCAACGAUCACAC
Messenger RNA from Synchiropus splendidus (mandarinfish), 2847 nucleotides. RefSeq names its product WSC domain containing 1b (gene wscd1b). NCBI's taxonomy places the organism in Eukaryota, Metazoa, Chordata, Actinopteri, Syngnathiformes, Callionymidae. The coding region runs from base 389 to 2110 and encodes 573 amino acids. The record is from RefSeq and is a predicted model, not a curated record. Gene Ontology annotation, molecular function: sulfotransferase activity. The transcript is spliced from 9 exons.